Messenger RNA from Ostrea edulis (European flat oyster), 1724 nucleotides. RefSeq lists its product as uncharacterized. Lineage: Eukaryota; Metazoa; Mollusca; Bivalvia; Ostreida; Ostreidae. The record is from RefSeq and is a predicted model, not a curated record. Gene Ontology annotation, biological process: DNA repair; telomere maintenance. Gene Ontology annotation, molecular function: DNA helicase activity. The transcript has 3 exons. Bases 1052 to 1351 code for a protein of 99 amino acids.
AUGCAAGAAAUUUAUGCGUGACUUUGCCCGAGUCUUCGAGAUUCAGAAAAUGAUCGUUGAUGAACACAGGGCAAGUUUUGACGAAAGGGAUAUAAGGGAUUUCAUAGAUUGUUUUCUAUUAGAACAGAUGAAACGAAACAAGGCAGGAGAAAACCACACUUUCACAGGUAACCCAAUGUUAGCAGAUUUAGAUUUUAAUACAUCAAAUAGAUGUCUCCUAGCACUGACAGACAGGUAAUAAACCUGACUACAGUUUUACUCACAGGCACUUGACGUUUUAAAUAUCUAUAAUAAAAAAAAAUUUUCUUCCUGUAAACAUAAUAUUGACAAGGUAUACCACGCCGCCAUCUUGGGUUUCGUUUUUACCAGCUGCAUCGCUUGAAAAUUUCGGCGAAAAGUUCGAUAUAAUACAAUAAUUAGAACCCUACCAUCUAGCAACAACUCUGUCAAUAUAUUAUCUCUCGCAUCGUUAUGGAAAACUCGAAAUAAUGUCCAUUAAUCAGAUUUAAUCAAGCAUCAACUAUCGUCUACUGCUUCUCAAAAUGCGAUAACUCCUGAUCUAGGGACGGAAGUUGACAUCAUUAUGCAAAUGGAAAUUCCCUUUCUGGUCUAGUCUCUCUGACGCUUGUGCGGGAAAAGAAAAACAAAAAUGGCGCUAAAUGCAGGGCAGUUUGCAGCUCUGCAAAUGAUAAAGGAUGGGCAUAAUUGUGUGGUUCUAGGACAGGCUGGCACGGGGAAGUCCUUUUUAAUAAGAUAUAUUCUUCGAAGCCAGCCUACUAAGAACAUUGCCGUGACCGCCAGUACUGGAAUAGCUGCACGUACAUUAGGGGAGGCGACAACUGUUCACCAUUGGGCCUAGAUAGAAUGUUCUAUCGCUAAAAUGAUAAUGUCCUACGGACCCGAUUUAACCCGAUGUGGUGAGGGCCUGUCCCGAGACACAGUUAGAUUAUUCUAACUACAUUGGGCCGGACUCGGUGACGGCAGGUAUGGAUAUCAACAUCUUCUACAGAUCCUUUCGGAGGAGACAAUAUAUAGGAUUAAAACCUGCCAAAUGCUCAUAAUUGAUGAGAUAAGCAUGAUCAGCAAAAAGGUCUUUGAACAGCUGGAGUUUGUAUGUCGAAUGGUGCGUGAUCCCAGCCUCUACUUUGGUGGAUUGCAGGUUGUAUGUUUUGGAGACUUUUUCCAACUACCCCCCGUCCCAAAUGAUCUGUACAGGGAUGCUGGGCAACAUGCAUUCAUGUCUGCUGUAUGGGAAAAGACCAUUCCACACAUCCUGUAUUUAAAAACAGUGAUUCGACAAAAAGAAAGUUCCUUGAUUAAUGCCAUAAAUGAGCUAGCAAGAGGUUUAUAACUUUUUCUUUGUGAAUUAUAGUAAAUGCAAAGUUGUACAUGUAAGACAUAUUUAACUACAGGGUACUUGCUUGUAAGCUUUGUUUUGUAUGUAGUAUACCCUUACAUGGGUUAAAUUUAAGAAUUUACUGACAGUUUUAAAUUUGUAACAAUUUUAUUGUUAUAUACAUGUAUGUAAAAGGCAAUUGAUUUCUAAAAAUAUUCACUAGUGAAAUGAAUUUGCAGUAAGCUUGAGUAUCUUAAGUUACCUCACAAUGUGAUACAAAGUACGUGUAUAUCAUGAUCUGGUUUUGCGAUAUGACAUGAUACAGUAGUCAAUAAUACUGUUAACUCUAAUUAUUACAUUUUUGGGUCAUUUUAAUGUUGUUGUUGCA